AUGCUGACUGCCAGCGUUUUUCGUACUCAACCUGCCAUAAUGCGAUCUCUUGCAUUUAUUGCCGUCGCAAUUGGGACCAUAUUGCCAUUUUGCAGUGCUAAGAGCCUGUCAGAUAUUAUCUACCGUGAUGUCGCCGUAAUCGGAGGAGGCGCUUCCGGUGCAUAUGCGGCUGUCCGCAUACGCGACGAUUUCCACAAAAGUAUCGCUCUGAUUGAGAAACAAGAUAUCUUGGGUGGUAUGGUGGACACAUAUAUCGACAAGAAAACUGGAAAUACAUUCGACUAUGGGGUUCAAGGCUUCCUCAAUGUGAGCGGAGCGACAGAUUUCUUUGCCCGCUUUCAUAUUUCAAUUGGAAGCGGCGCAGCAAGCCCUUCCUUGAUCACCGAAUACAUCGAUUUCAGGACUGGUGACAAGGUCGAGUUCCAGCCCCCCUCGUCGGCAAAGCAGAUCGCAGCGAUCGCCAAGUUCUUGAAAGUCAUCGAGCCAUGGGAAUCAAUGCUAUUCCCCGGGUAUUGGAAUUUCCCAGAGCCCAGCGACAUUCCGGAGGACUUUUUGAUUCCAUUCGGCAAAUUCCUGACAAAAUAUGGUCUUGAGGAUGGCGCUCCAAUCAUCUACUCAUCCACCGGCCUCGGAGUCGGUAACAUGAGUGAAGUCGCCACUAUGUUCGCGCUGCAGAGCUUUGGUUGGGAUAUGGCGCGUGCCUUGACUGGUCAAAUGGGGUUGUUCACGCCUACCACGGGUGGAAAUCAGGCGCUCUACAAUGCUGUUGCGAAAGACCUGGGAGACAACGUUCUGUACUCCAGCACUGUUGUCAACAGUCAUCGCACUGAAAAGGGUGUCACUCUCACCGUUCGCAACCACAAGACGAAAAAAGAUACUGUCAUACAUGCUCGUCGUCUUCUCGUUGCAAUUGAGCCUACCGACGAGAAUGUGAAGCCCCUGGACCUGAGCUCCUUCGAAUCCAAGACAUUAUCUAAGCUCACCUACUCCAACGAGUACGCUGGCUUGGUUGACAACAAAGUCUUCAACAGCAGCUACUACUACUUCAACCUUCCAUCAUCCGCAGCACCAGAUAACACCCUCGUCUAUCAAGAGGAUCCUAUGGUAGCAAGCUUUCAAUACACCGGACUAAACAACCUGUUCCGCGUGAUGGUUAUCGGUAACACCACCACGACGGCUGAUGAGGCCAAGGCCCUGAGCCAGGAUAGCUUCAAUGCCUUACUGAAGGCCGGUCGCUUGUCCGGUUAUAACGAGUAUCAAGAGCUCAGUUGGGCCACCUUUGCCACACACGGUGCCAUGCAUGCCCGGGUCACCGUGGAACAAGUGAAAGAAGGCUUCUUCCAGGAUUUGUAUAAGCUCCAGGGUGCUCGAUCGACGUGGUGGACCGGGGGUGCAUUCGCUGCGAACUUCCAAACGCAACUGUGGAAGUUCGAUGAGGGUCUGAUCCCGAAGAUUCUUAAGGGCCUUUGA
Molecule: messenger RNA, 1470 nt
Organism: Penicillium salamii
Lineage: Eukaryota; Fungi; Ascomycota; Eurotiomycetes; Eurotiales; Aspergillaceae
Source: the annotation of a GenBank genome assembly